Messenger RNA from Priceomyces carsonii, 558 nucleotides. Its product is annotated as NADPH-dependent FMN reductase. NCBI's taxonomy places the organism in Eukaryota, Fungi, Ascomycota, Pichiomycetes, Serinales, Debaryomycetaceae. The transcript has a single exon. The record is from RefSeq and is a predicted model, not a curated record. Gene Ontology annotation, cellular component: cytosol. Bases 1 to 558 code for a protein of 185 amino acids. Gene Ontology annotation, molecular function: oxidoreductase activity; FMN binding.
AUGGCCCCGAAAAUCCUAUUAAUUGUUGGAAGUGCAAGAAAGUUGAGACUAAGUCCCUCUAUCGCGAACUUAGUGGCAGCAACUGCAAAAGAAAUAUUUGGCGAAAACAACCUCGAAAUUAUUGAUGUCAAGAACUUGAAAAUCCCCUUUGAUGCUGAAGAGGGGAUUCCUAAACUUGGUGGCUAUACAAAUGAGCAGGUAAUCUCAUGGAGCAAUAAGGUUAAGCUGGCUGAUGGCUUCAUUGUAGUCUCACCUGAAUACAAUUAUGGCUAUCCUGGGGCAUUGAAGCACGCCUUUGACGUCUUGUACAAAGAAUUUACACAAAAGCCGGCAACAAUUGUGACAUUUGGCGGACAUGGGGGCUCAAGCAGCAAUGAGCAACUCCAUAAAGUGCUUGGGGAUGGAUUUGGCAUGCAUCUUACCAAGACAAGCCCUAAGAUCGCUUUGACGAGAGAGAUGGUCCUUUCUCAUGAAAUCAACGAAAAAGAAUUAACCGAAGCUAAUGGGCUGCAAAUUAAGGAAUCGAUUGAGCAGUUACAGAACCUUUUAAAAAAAUAA